AUGAUAUGGAUUGAAAAGUAUAGGCCAACGUCGUUUGAUAAGGUGGUUGGACGGGACAAGAUCUCGAGCCUCUUGAAAAGUUAUACUCUGGAGACAAUUCCUCACAUGAUACUACAUGGGAAGUCUGGGCACGGAAAGAAAACCACUCUCCUGUGUCUGAUAAACCAUUUGUAUGGAGGAAACUCUGAGCCAAAGAUAAGGACGGUUGAGGUUCUAAGCGGAACCAAAAAGAUUGAGGUGUCGUACAUGGAGUCUGACGAGUAUGUCGAGAUAUCUCCAUCCCAGUACGGGCAUCACGACAAGGCUGUCAUCCAAAACAUCAUUAAGGAGAUGGGGCAGACAAAACCUAUACUGUCGAUGCUUUCAAGAGCUAAAAGAACCCCAAUCAAGCUCAUUGUUAUAACAUCUGCGGAAGAGUUGAGCCUGGAGGCACAAGCAGCCCUCAGAAGAACAAUUGAAAUGUACAGUAAUGUUCUCCGUGUCGUAUUGAUGUGUAACGAACUCUCAAGGCUGAUAGAGCCAAUAAGAAGCAGAUGCUUCUUCUUGAGAAUCCCAGGCUUUUCCGACGAAGAUAUUAUGUCUAACAUGCGUAGGAUACUGGAAAAGGAAAACUAUACUGUCCCGGAGGAAACACUUGAAGAGAUAUGUAGAGAGUCGGAGGGAAACAUGAGGAGGGCUCUCUGCAUUCUCGAGCUGUUUUGCUUUAACAUGAACGAGAAGGAAGCAAAAAGGCCGAAGAACAACUGUAAGGCAAUGAAGCUUGAUUGGGAAAUAGAAGUGGGGUCGAUGGCAGGAGUCAUUAAGCGUAAUCCGACAUCGGAAGGACUGGUUGAAAUUAGAAAGAGUCUGUAUGCACUUCUGAACACAUGCAUAUCUCCCAGGACCAUUCUUAUCGGGCUACUGCGCAACCUUGUUCUUGGGGAGGACUUCAAGACGUUUCUUCUCCUGUCACGCCAUGCUUUGAAGUAUGAGGAGAGGAUAAGGCUUGGAAUGAAAAGUAUAUAUCAUCUAGAAGGGUUUGUGGCAGCAUCGAUGUGUGUGCUCAACGAAAAGAGAUACAUCUGA
This is a messenger RNA of Encephalitozoon intestinalis ATCC 50506, 1065 nucleotides long. RefSeq names its product DNA replication factor C small subunit. Gene Ontology annotation, biological process: DNA-templated DNA replication; DNA repair. The record is from RefSeq and is a predicted model, not a curated record. Gene Ontology annotation, molecular function: DNA binding; DNA clamp loader activity. Gene Ontology annotation, cellular component: nucleus; DNA replication factor C complex. Lineage: Eukaryota; Fungi; Microsporidia; Unikaryonidae. The coding region runs from base 1 to 1065 and encodes 354 amino acids. The transcript has a single exon.